Messenger RNA from Marchantia polymorpha subsp. ruderalis, 2246 nucleotides. Lineage: Eukaryota; Viridiplantae; Streptophyta; Marchantiopsida; Marchantiales; Marchantiaceae. The record is from the annotation of a GenBank genome assembly.
CCUCUUGAAUUUGAAAGCUAGUUUGGAAUUCAAAACGAACCUUGAACUUUAAAUCAGCCAUGGGAAUCUCCGUAGUUGUGUCAGUCCCAUCGGCGGUUCUUUUAGGUUCGUUCCUGGGAUUGAGGAACAAUGCAUCACCUUUCAUUCUCUUUCCCAUGUUGCAAGCUUCGCUCGUGGGUUUUACUGCCGCAAUAGCAGCCUCUCCAUAUGUGAAUAAGCCUUACUUGUUUGGGAAAACUGCCCUCGGGGAUUUCCCCUGGUGGUCUUACGCCAUUUUCCACCCCUAUCUAUUCGGUCUCAGAACCUAUGUUAUACUCAGAAGGAUGAGAAACGGGGAAGCUGUGUAUAAUCAAGUCAGCCCAGGUUUGUUUGUCGGUGGCUGGCCUUCUGGACCAAAUGAUUUGCCGCCGGGAAAUCCAGCUGUGGUAGAUUGCACCUGCGAGUUGCCCAGACCAGCACACUCAGAUCCACGUGAGUAUUUGAACAUUCCCACUUGGGAUACAAGAGGACCACGACCUGAAGACAUUGAGAAAGCAGUUCGAUGGGCAGUGAAAAAGAGAGAGCAAGAGCGUCCUGUCUACGUCCAUUGCGCUUUCGGACAUGGCCGCAGCGUAGCUGUUAUGUGUGCAUUGAUGGUAGCUUUGGGCUUGACCGAAUCAUGGAGCAACGCGGAGAAGAUAAUUCAACGCCAUAGACCCCGAGCACGUUUGAACAAAGCUCAAAGGGAGAGUCUACAACAGUGGAGACCGGAAACGCGAAGCGAGGGACACGGGAACCUCACAGUCCAUUAUCCACCUAGUCGUCGGGUCAAUCAUCCUGACCGCAACCGUCUUAUGCACAAAAGAAAGAGUUCACUGUAACUUAAUAUGAAGCUCAGAUAGUGACACACACAAGCAUUGGUUCUCAAAUUAGGAACAAUGUCAUUCCUAUUGAAUUCAACCUCACGACUAGAAAGUUUAAUCAGUAGAUGCAGGAGUCCAUUGCUCAGUGUAUUGCAGAACAAUCUAUGCGCUUGUUAGGGUUGCACUUGCUUCUGUUCUCCACCAUUACUAGACUCUAACUUGAACAUAUACAGUGACUAUGAAAGCCUUAUCACUUCGCUUCAUUUUUCAUCAGUGCAUUUGUAGGAAAUUCUUACUGUCUCAAGUUCCUAACUUCGACUUUCACCCUCCCGAUCUAUUAGCACCAAUUUACAGCAGCCUUGAAACAGACGUAGCAUGAAUACAAGCCAGUAGGUUUCUAGACCUUGGUAAAUACUCUUCCAGGUUGAGAAUACUGACAUGUGUUGAUGAUUCUCAAAAGCAAACCAGCGACUUUCAUACAAGAUACUUAAGUAACAUAGGUGGUCGGUAAGCGCACAACUCGUAUCCAAUUAGGAAAUACACUUAGGUAAGUUGUGCAAUUCAGACAUUUGUGUAGCUGCCGGCAGUUGGACCAAAAGAAGAAUGACAUCACAUCGUAGUAACGGGAUCUACUUCAGGUUGAGAAAAUUGGUCUGUGCCAACCAAUCAUAUACAAACAGAGUGGUGAAAAUCACGUAUGUUUUGUGUGGAGCUGAUAACCAGUCCAUAGCAUUGUCCGAUGGAAAAACUGCAUUUUGUGAACUUUACCAUGAGACAUCUCAUUACAACUGCUAUCCAUUGAUACUCUAACAAAGAGAUCAAAGGUAUUGCCUGAAUAAGUUACUGUACAAAUCUGUAGAUAGUGCAUGUCGAAUAGAUAGGGGGAGUAGGUUCUAUAAAGGAUCAUGGUCUUAAUCUCUCGAUCUACUCAGGGAAAUGUGCCUUUUCUUCUUCAUGAUAUCCUCCCGAUGAGUUCUUUUCAAAAUUAUUGAAACUACAAACCACUAGGCUUCACAGUCUUCGGUUUGGUUCCGGUCUUCUUCCAUGAAACAGCAGGAAGAAUCUGCUCAAAAUCUACUCUGUCUUUGUACUUCACAGCUACAUUUAGAAGAGAAUCUAACAACGCGUCACCAAGCAAAUGUGGCUCAAGACCAAGCUCCACUAAUUUUGAAUGCUUGGCAUUGUAGUAGUGUUCUUCAGCUUCCACACGGGGAUUUUCCACAUGGGAUGUCUUCACUUCAAUUCCAAGCUUUUCUCCUGCCUUGGUCACGAGUUUGGCGAGGUCAUUUACCGAAAACUGUUCGGUAAACUGGUUGAAAACACGGAACUCACCUGUCUUGGCAGGGUUCAGUAUUGCCAGCUCCAAACAUCUCACCGUAUCCCUGAUGUCUAAGUAGCCUCUUG